Physella acuta is the source of this 2703-nucleotide messenger RNA. RefSeq lists its product as uncharacterized. The record is from RefSeq and is a predicted model, not a curated record. NCBI's taxonomy places the organism in Eukaryota, Metazoa, Mollusca, Gastropoda, Physidae.
GGCUGCUAGCCGUCUGCUCGUCCAGCCCGCGCCACGCCCGCACAGCGCAACCCGCUACACCUACCGGCUGAUGAAUUGAUUCUUACCGGAAGUGAUGGGUUAUUCGUAAUGCACUGAAAACGUCAGAUGCGCAUGCGUUGAUAAUAUUGACAUUCCAUCAGACGACUUAAAAGAAGGAAAGCCGUUGUGUUGUGGUUUUGUUUUCGAUGGAACUCACUUGAGUGUCGUCUGCUGCGUGCUCUCGUGUGUGACUGGGGUCACUGUCGCCCAAUGCAAUACAGCGUCCAGCGUAGCCAGAGUGUGAGUACUUCCUAUGACGUCACUGUUGCUGGUGACAACGAUGUCGUCAAGCGAAUCCUCGCGGGUGUUGGCCGCUACGUCAUCAAUGUCCCCAUUCGACCUGCUGACGUCAGCUCCCGCUAGAGACCUGGACGCCGACAUCCGGGACUUCUGGUCCUCCUUCCCCUGCCCGCCCCCGUGGAAGCCACGUCUGCUGAUCGAGGUCAACUCAUCUCGUCUGCUGCCUCACAUCAGGAACGUCCAGACGUUUUUGGCGGGAAAAUGCGAGAUUAAACACAUCCUUUUCCCGUCUGAUGUUGACCCGAACCUCGGCCCCCAGCGCGGGAACGCUGACGUAGACUUCCGGCUUACUGAGGCCCCAGACCACGGGUCACCGCUGGGUGACCUCGCGACGUCCGAGCACACGUGGUGUGACGUGCCCUGCCAACUGUCCAUUGGGAGCGCCAUCUUUUUUGUCGUGGUCGUCAUGCUGGUGGCCAUGCUCGUCUGUGUUACCAAACACCGUGUACGUCACAAGAUGGCCGCCACACGUCCUUCCCGUCAACAGCUACAGCUCAGUACGUCAACCAGCGACGCCGUCAACUGUACAGAUUUUUCUAACCUCGAGGUUCAAGGCGAUGAUGACCUUAUCUACCCACCAUUUCGCCAUCGUGGCCUUCCCAACCCACCUGCAGCCUGCCACCCCUCAUGUGAUCCCAAGUGGAACUGCCCAUCGUGCGCGUCCCGCCACCCCCUGAUGCGGCUGAGUCCAACCGACCAGUGCUACUCCAGGGCCUACUCGGCUGUCUACGAAACCAUCGAUGACGACGACGACGACGACGACGUGAAAAAAACAGACACGACGCACAACAAACCAAGGGGGAGAACCCCAUCAAAAUCAAACAGCAGGGAGUCAUACAACAGUUGCUCCCCCUGUCAGACCUCGCCCACCAGCAUCAGCACGGUACAGAUUCGCCCUCGUGCCAACGACGACAGCCGCGGCGUGCGACAGAUCGCAGAGACCGGCUUCAACGGCGAGGAGGGGGACAUCCACGCGCUGUCCCUGCUGCCCAAUUACUUUGAACUUGACCACAGCUGUGCCUUGUCCGAGCUGUCCUCCCUGGACACGUUCUGCCCGCAGCCGGCCAGGACAGCCGAGCUGGUCACGGCCUGCUGCACCAGGAACAGCCAGAUGACGUCACACCCAGCCCAGUACCCCAACCUCUCGGGGAUGGCGCUACAUUCCUUCCUGAUGACCCAGAUUCACCAGGACGUCAUACCGACCAGCGACCUCCUGCAGACGACCAAUCCCCCGGGCUGUCACCUGGAGGAACUGCGCUCACCCCCAGCUCACACACAUUCCAGGUCGCCGCACGUGAUGGCGCCCACCCCGCCCCAGCACACCAUGUUCUCGCGUGGACUUAAUGGCUACGACUACGGCCAGUCUUUGAGCGGGUACCACCCCAGCGAGAUGUUCACCAACUACAACACUAUGGACCCCACCCCCAGCCCCUUCUACUGCCCCAGCUGUGUCCACAGUCCCGUGACCGGAAGUAGCACCCACGUGACCGGUACAUCGUUGCAAGGCCCCGGGGGUCGGGACCAGGCCGGCAUCAUUGGCCCUGACCUCCUGAAGGAAGCAUCCAAUCAGAUGAUCCAGGAGCUGACUGUCCCCCAGCCUCCACAGGCACGGGAUGAGAACCACGAGGUUCCCCUGAGGAAGCCGGUUCUUGCCUUACACUCACAAUAUUUCGCCAAGACUUCAGCAGCUUAGAUCUUAAGGUCAAAGGUCGCUCAUGUUUUCUAUUUGAUUGUUCUUAUUUCCUGUAUUUCCUUGUGUUUAUAAACCAUGUUGUAUAUUGUUUGUUUAUUACUUCAUGCCGAGGUUCUCAAUGUGGACAUCCCUGACUCACCAGGUCAGUGUAAUGUCAGUUGUGAGUGAGGGUAUAUCGAAGUAGUUUAAGGGUCUGAAGCAACCUAUGGACCCUGUUUAAGGUAUUAAACCGUACGCUAACAUGCGUGUUCAGUUGACCACAUGUAGGACGGACGUUCUAAUUCACGCAGACGUUUUUAGAAUUCAAAUGUUUUCUUACCACACUGUAGCACCACUAGCAGACGACAGUUAAACCAACAGCACAAGUAGCAGACGACACCUAAACAUGUUGCACUAGGUAAGCUAUCACGUGAUCAAGGACCUGUAUGCCACUAGGAUUGUGGGAACGAAUUCAGUUAGUACAAACUCCACGGGACUCAAGCGAACCAGUCGAUGCGAUGUUCUCUUAACCAAGGGAGAUUACUGUUAGUAAAGACAAAUUUAAAGUCUCUAUGCUUGCUCGCCCUUAGACGACUUUCUGUAUAGGGUGGCAGGUGGGGUUGUGAUGUCAACAUUUGAGAACCUUUGCUUUCAUGGAAACUUGUUCAAAG